Molecule: messenger RNA, 576 nt
Organism: Talaromyces proteolyticus
Lineage: Eukaryota; Fungi; Ascomycota; Eurotiomycetes; Eurotiales; Trichocomaceae
Product: peptidyl-tRNA hydrolase domain protein
Exons: 3
Coding region: 1-576 (191 amino acids)
Biological process (GO): mitochondrial translational termination
Cellular component (GO): mitochondrial large ribosomal subunit
Molecular function (GO): translation release factor activity
Source: RefSeq, a predicted model, not a curated record
AUGGGUCCUGUUCUUACGCAGUCGCGUGCAAUUCUAACUAUAAUUAGGCCCACGAGUUUUCUUGUUCCUAAAAGAUCCUUUGCUCAUGCGAAUGGAAAAGACGAAGAGGAGCUGAAGAAGGCAAGAGAGUGGCUCGCAAAUUUUUCCAGAAAUACAAUACCUCGCAGCAUAUGUACUGCAUCUUUCAGUCGUUCUAGUGGACCUGGAGGCCAAAAUGUAAACAAAGUCAAUUCUAAAGCGACAUUGAAGGUUCCUCUGAUUUCAUUAUUACCAUUGGUACCUCCAAUAAUUCACGAACGGCUACGAUCGUCUCGCUAUCUAGCCGACAGAAGCGACUCCUUGGUGAUCCAAUCAGACGAGGACAGGAAACAAUCUAGCAAUCUUGAAUCUUGUUUUUCGAAGCUCUACAAGCUGAUUGAAGCAUCUGCAAGGGAAGUAAUUCCCGGAGAAACAUCCCAGGAGCAAAAGGACCGAGUGAAAACCCUGAAAAGGGCAGAAGGAGAGGGCAGACUCAAAAUGAAAAAACUACAAAGCCUUAAAAAGAGCAGUCGCAGAGGAAGCAAAUAUGACGAUUGA